This is a messenger RNA of Parathielavia appendiculata, 2170 nucleotides long. RefSeq lists its product as uncharacterized. The transcript is spliced from 6 exons. The coding region runs from base 101 to 1924 and encodes 607 amino acids. The record is from RefSeq and is a predicted model, not a curated record. Lineage: Eukaryota; Fungi; Ascomycota; Sordariomycetes; Sordariales; Chaetomiaceae.
GACCCGAACCCACGUCAUCGCAUCGGCCGACCCGCCAGAGUUGGGACAAACCGAAGGACGUCAACCAUCAACAACCGCGCCGGUGUGAAAGCCUGCCCUAAUGAAGGCGCUCGCGGUUGUUGCGAGCGCAGCCGUCGUCGGCCUCAUCCCGGCGGUCCUUGCGCACGGCGAUGAACACGGCCACGGGAACGACGGCAUGGCCGGUUUGGGCGGUAUGAAGAUGGGCGACGCCGACAGGCCGCUGCCGGAGGACCAGUAUCCUCCCACGUACUUUGCGCAUCCCGACCACAAGGCAGUCAUCUACGGGCACAUUGCCCUGAUGGUUCUCGGGUGGGUGUUUGCGCUGCCUGCUGCUGUCAUGCUGUCGCUCGCCCGCUCACGGUACACGCUUCUGAUGCAGUUCGGCUUCCUUGCCCUGAACGCGGGCGGCGUGCUGCUGGGCGUUGUCUACAACGCGAGCACGCCAGAUCUGUACCCGAACAACGCGCACCACAAGCUGGGCUGGAUCGUGACGUUUGUGGUGUGCGUGCAGGCCGUGGUCGGCCUGUUGGCCCGGGUUGCGGGCAUGAUGAAGCGGGAGAGCUACAAGCUCGCCGGCCGGGCGGAGGAGCGCCAAUGCUUCAUCCCCGUUUCGACCGAGGCCAUGGCCGAGCACGAGUCCCGAUACCCGUCAGCGCCGUACCGCCGGUAUUCCAACGACAGCGGCCAGGGCACCGAGCCGAGGACCGAGUCGCUGGAUUCGCCGUCUUCCCCCAUCCGCGAAGCGCACAAGGAGUUCCACCACAGCGAUGACGACGCCGACGAUGACGUCGAGGCGCACCUGCCCAUGUUCGCCAAGUCCACCAAGGCUCACUCGAUAGUCGCAAGAGUUGCCGGGAAGAUGUCGGAUCGGUUCUGGAAGGUCCUCUUGUUUGCGUACAAUUUCGUUGACCGGACGAUUAUCAUCCUCGGCUUCAUCGCCCUUUGCACCGGCAUCAUCGCCUUUGGUCGCUUUUUUGAGGGGAACGGCAUCUUCAGCGGUUUGGCGCACUGGAUCAAGGGUGGCGUGUUCUUCUGGCUGGGCGUCUUUACACUCGGCCGGUGGGCGGGCAGCUUUGGCGAGCUCGGAUGGGCCUGGAAUAUCCGUCCCCAGAAGGCCGGCCAGAAAUGGCGUCCCUCGGCUGAAUUCGUUGAGAGCGCCCUGAUCUUCUUCUACGGCUCGACCAACAUCUUCCUCGAGCACCUCGGCGGUGCGGGCGGCGAGUGGAGUGCCCAGGAUUUGGAGCACGUCUCCAUCACCGUUCUCUUCAUCGGCGGCGGUCUGUGCGGCAUGCUCGUUGAAUCCAUCAAGAUCCGCAAUCUCCUCAACUACACCGUCACCGAAGCAGCCGCUUCUUCUACCAACAACCACACCUACAGCAGCGACCCCCACCAUCACCACGCCAGCGUUAGUAGGGACGAAGAAGCCGCCACCACCAUCACCACCACCAGUACUAGCGACUCCCCGCUCCGUGAGCCAGAAACCUACGCCUUCUCGACCAACCCCAUCCCCGCCCUCGUCAUCCUCCUGACGGGCAUCAUGAUGAGCUCGCACAGGCAGGAGAGCAUGGUCUCGAGCAUGGUGCACAAGCAGUGGGGCAACCUGCUGACGGGCGCGUCCUUUGCGCGCGGCCUGACCUACGUGGUCAUGUGGCUGCGCCCCCCGCGGUCUGUCUUCCCCUCGCGCCCGCCGACCGAGUUGUUGACUUCCUUUGGGCUCAUCUCGGGGGGGAUUAUCUUUAUGGCGAGCGCGAGCGAUACCAUAAGCGGCAUGAUUCACUACCAGCUCGAUGCCAUGUUCAUGUACACAGUGACCAUGGGCUUUGUUGGUCUGCUCAUGGCGUGGGUCAUCUUGAUGAUUGCGCUCAAGGGCUGGGCUGCGAGGCGCGAGGCGGCGAGCGCUUGAGUGACGCUACGUCUCACCGUAGUUAGAGGGCGUGCCCACUUCCAUCAGACUUUAAUAUUUUGGGAAGAAAAGGCGCGCUUCAAUGCGGUCGGGUUCUUUGAAGGAACGGCAGAUGUUGCUGUUGACUUGGUGGAGUGGAAUGGAUUGGGUUUGGUAGGGAUGAUGUUAGGCUGAAGGCGUGGCGUGGUUCGGUUUUAGAUACCCCUUGAUCUGGCUUUGGUUACGAUGUUGAUGAAAUUGAGAUUA